AUGUUCUCCAAGCUCAACUUCACCACCACCUUCUUCGCUAUCGCGGCGCUCCUCGUCACGGUCAACGCCCUGGCUGACAACCCUGUGGAUGCGUGCAACGGUUCAAACCACUAUGGUGUCGGUCACAGCUGUGCGUACUCCGGCGGCAGCGGCAAUACCGCGGGUACCAUCGAAGGCACUUGCCAGACCGACGACUCAGGAGAUCUCGUCUGCAUUCCAAACUGA
Molecule: messenger RNA, 225 nt
Organism: Peniophora sp. CBMAI 1063
Lineage: Eukaryota; Fungi; Basidiomycota; Agaricomycetes; Russulales; Peniophoraceae
Source: the annotation of a GenBank genome assembly